This is a messenger RNA of Aspergillus terreus NIH2624, 1992 nucleotides long. RefSeq names its product putative GTP binding protein. Gene Ontology annotation, cellular component: cytosol. Gene Ontology annotation, biological process: positive regulation of GTPase activity. The record is from RefSeq and is a predicted model, not a curated record. Lineage: Eukaryota; Fungi; Ascomycota; Eurotiomycetes; Eurotiales; Aspergillaceae. The transcript has 6 exons. Bases 1 to 1992 code for a protein of 663 amino acids. Gene Ontology annotation, molecular function: guanyl-nucleotide exchange factor activity.
AUGAGUGACCAAAACCAAGCAUCCGCGGAGCAGACGCUCUCAGUUUCGGAUAUACCGGCCUCCAAUUCGGGAGGAUUGGAUCUUCCUCCGUUGGACCAGGUCCUCUCCGACCUAGGCCCUCUUCCAGCAUCAUCAGAUGAAGCCACUACGUCAGUGUCAUCCGAAGAAGACCAAGCUCUUUUCAACUCCCUGCAAAGUGCCCUCAUGGAAGCGGAAAACAGCCCAGAUGAUGGCAAUCUCUCUUCGCUGGAGACCGUCCCAACCAUCUUAUCCAAGCUAUGGAGUUGCAGAUCGCGCUACCUGCCGCAGGCUGCGGAGGCGUUGGCAAACGGGAGUCGAAACCCGUCAUGGCGACUUCCAUACGGGCAGACUGGGAUCUUGAAUUUCUUUCUUCAACUGCUUUCUUCGAAUGCAGAUGUUGAUACCGGCGUCCGACUUCAUUCUUUGCGGCUAGUGGGCAAUUCCUGCGCGGAUACCGAUGAUAAUAGAGCCGUCGUCGUAAAGGACAACUACACCGCUGUCAUUCUUCGGCAACUGCGGAACCCUGAACUUGUCAAAGUGGUGAUUCCUGUUAUAUACAACCUUUGCGUUGAUAACGAACCUUCCCAGUCGCAGGUGGCUGCGAACAAAAUCGUGUAUAUCAUUUUGAAGCUACUAAAGGAUGGCGCUUUUGAAGACAACGAUACCCUUCUCACCUUUGCCUAUGAGCUGAUGGAAUUAGUCGCAGAACAAGAAAAAGGGAUCGAGGCAUCCCCCAAUGGAACCAUCUCUCUUCUGAUAGACCUUGCACUUGACAAGCAAGCCACCCCCGCCAUCUCCCAGUUCGUAACCAUCGUCAACUGUCUGACGGCGUAUCUGGACAACAAGCGAUUCCAAGACACCUGCAUAUCGAACAACAUGAUGAGCGACGUGUUGUCCGUGCUCCAACGGUCACUGGACAUCGGAGCCGGUCCGCUCGCCCCGGAAGAGACCCAAGCCCUGGCACAGCUGCGCUUAAAGAUCAACCAGACCCUCUCGGAAGUCUCCGCGUCCCCCGUAUUCGCGGACGUCUACCCCGUCGGCUCGCCGUUGUCACAGACACUGAAGACCUGGUUGAACUCCCCGGAGGACCAGCUCCAGAUCUGCGCCUGCGUGAUGCUGGGCAACCUAGCCCGCUCCGACGAAGUGUGCGAAAUGAUGGUCCGCGAACUCCAAAUCCACAAGAACCUCAUCCAAAUCCUCAAAAGCGACGCCCGCGGCGCCGUCCUCCACUCCGCCCUCGGGUUCCUGAAGAACCUGGCAAUCGCAGGCGACAACAAGCUGGCUCUGGGCGAAGCAGACAUCAUCCCGGCCGUCUCACAUCUCUGGUCGUACGAGACCGUCCCGCAGGUCCAGUUCGCGGCAACCAGCAUCGCCCGCCAGCUGAUCAUCUCAUCUGUCGAGAACAUCACCCGCUUGCUGGAGACGCUCCCCGAGGACCAGACCCAGACGUAUCUGUCUCUGUUGCUGGCGCUGUCUGGGAAGACAGACUCGACUCCCAUCAAGACUGAGAUCGGGCGCAUCGUGGCGUCGAUAUGUCGGACGGUGAUUCCGAAAUCUCGGGAAGAGGAUGCUGCCGCGCGGGGACUGGUUGAGCGUUUAUUUAGCAUGCAUGACGCUGUCGCGCUCCCGCUGGGUGAUAUGAUCGCCCAGACGCAGUGGCUUGUUGUGCGAAGUGAGGGCUGGUUUGCGCUUGCGUUGAUGGGGUCGAGCGAACUGGGAGCUGGGGCUGUGGUGGGCUGUUUGCUGAAGCAGAAUCUGCUUCCGUUGAUAGAGGAAGUCUUGCGAGAGAAUCCUGAGACCGCAGACGAAGCGGAUAGACUCCGGUUGACGAAGGAUCGUGAUAAUAUCAUUGUUCUUGUUCAGGAGUUGUUGAAGAAUGAGACUGUGUCUCUUCCCGAUGACUGGAAAGAGACUGUUCAGACUUUGAUGAAUACGCAUGUCGCCCAGCACUUGAAGAGCAGCUCAGCGUAG